Molecule: messenger RNA, 4084 nt
Organism: Rosa rugosa (rugosa rose)
Lineage: Eukaryota; Viridiplantae; Streptophyta; Magnoliopsida; Rosales; Rosaceae
Product: nucleoside hydrolase 3-like
Exons: 10
Coding region: 169-2724 (851 amino acids)
Molecular function (GO): hydrolase activity, hydrolyzing N-glycosyl compounds
Source: RefSeq, a predicted model, not a curated record
CAUACUUUUCAAAUAUAGAACACCAAAAAUGAACCUCUUCAUUUUCAUUUAAAUUUCAUCUUCUUUCCCUUCAUCCAAACACACGUAAGAUACAAAAGAUUUAAGUUUUUCUCUAGCUAAAUUUUGGAUAUAACAUAUAGUAGAGUGCUAGGAAUUAGAGUCCUUUGGAUGCUAAGUGCUACACUAUUUGGAGUUCUAAUUGUGCUAACUCCAAAGCUAUACCAUGUCCAUGAUCAUGUCGAAGCAGCUCAGCCUCACCGCAUUCUUGUAGACACAGACGUCGAUACAGAUGAUGUUCUUGCUCUUCUUUAUCUCUUGAAGCAAAACAGGACGGAAUUCGAUUUACAGGCGAUCACUAUUAACUCAAAUGGAUGGAGCGAUGCCGGGCACGCUGUGAAUUACAUAUAUGACAUCCUUUUCGUGAUGGAUCGAGACAACAUUGCUGUUGGUGUGGGAGGUGAAGGUGGCAUCUUGCCUAAUGGUACCUUCCUUCCAAAUGUUGGGGGUUAUCACCCUAUUAUUGACCAGGGCGCGUCAACAGCCGGUGGUUGCAGAUACAGACAAGCAAUUCCACCGGGGAAAUAUGGUCGUCUAUACACAAAUACAAACUAUGGCAUACGCAAGGCCUUGCUUCCUCAGGGUGGGAGAAAAUAUGUACCUGUAGAACAAGCUACAGCUCAACAAGUGAUGAAAGAUGCGGUGUCUGCAGGUUCCAUCAUUGUGUUUGUUCUAGGCACACAUACAAAUUUAGCAAUUUUUCUUAUGACUAAUCCUCACCUUAAGAAAAAUAUUGAGCAUAUAUAUGUCAUGGGAGGUGCUAUUGAACCUGGCAUCGGUAAUUUGUUCCCCCCAGACUCCAAUCCAUAUGCAGAGUUCAAUUUCUUUGGAGAUCCUUUUGCUGCAUACACGGUAUUGCAUUCUGGCGUUCCAAUCACACUCAUUCCUUUAGAUGCGACAAGGACGAUUCCUGUAAACAAGAAUUUCUUUGCUGCAUUUGAACAGAAACAAGAUACAUUUGAGGCACAAUAUAGCUUCCAGACCUUGAAAAUGGUUCGUGAUACAUGGCCUAACAAUCAGUUUCAUGAGGAAUAUUGCUUCUGGGAUUCUUUUAUGGUUGGUGUUGCGCUGUCUCAAAUGCGUAACUUAGAGAGAUCUGAUCAAGAUCAUGGAGGAGAAAAUGAGUUUGCGGAAAUGGAAUAUAUGAACAUCUCAGUGGUUACUUCAAAUACACCUUAUGGAAUCUCAGAUGGCUCAAAUCCCCUCAUCAGUGGGGGUUUGAUCCCAAAGUUCAAUUUACAGAAGAAUGGAGUGCAUAGUGGUCAUGUUCAGCUAGGUUUGCAAGACCCAUUUUGCCUUGUCAAGGGGGGUAAAGGAAAAUGUCAGGAUGGUUACACACAGAAGGCAACUGGUCCGGAAGCCGUUUCUGUUCUUGUUGCAACAGAAGCUAAACCAAAUUGUGACAUUGACGAGAAGAUGCUUACGAAAAAGUUCUAUAAAAGUUUCUUGGAAGUUAUAAAUCGACCGAAUAAGCAAACCGCACGACUUAGUAACACUAGAGCAGCACAGUUUCAGCCUGAUGAGUAUGAAAGAGUAGUCCAAAAGCAAAAAGCAGAUUUUGAAAAGAAAAACUCGAUGGGUAAACCUGUAGUUUUUGACAUGGAUAUGAGUGCCGGGGAUUUUCUAGCCCUUCUAUAUCUGCUAAAUUUACCUGCAGAACUGAUCAACCUCCAGGGAAUACUAGUUACUCCAAAUGGGUGGGCAACUGCUGCAACCAUAGAAAUUCUAUAUGACAUACUGCAUAUGAUGGAGCGUGAUGAUAUUCAAGUUGGUCUUGGAAAUGUAUUUGCAGUUGGACAAUCUUAUUCAUCUGUGACUUUCACUUCGCUCGGAGACUGCAGCUACUCUAAGUCCAUUCCUCACGGCAGCGGUGGCUUCUUGGACUCUGAUACACUCUAUGGAUUUGCUCGUGACUUGCCUCGUAGUCCUAGAAGAUACAAACCAGAAAUUAGAGGAAGCCCUGGAUUUGGACAACCGACUGCACUAGAUGUUUGGAAGUCCAUCGUAAAAUCACUGCAUCCAGGAUCCAAGAUUACUUUGUUGACCAAUGGACCGUUGACAAAUUUAGCCGAAAUCAUUCUUUCUGAGAACAACACAGACUCAGUGGUCCGGGAAGUAUUUAUCGUUGGGGGACACAUUGUGGAUGAAAAUGAUAAUGCAAGAGGGAAUGUUUUCACUGUUGCUUCAAAUGAAUAUGCAGACUUUAACAUGUUUCUUGACCCUUUGGCUGCAAAAGCAGUUUUCGAUUCCAAACUGAACAUUACAAUGAUUCCAUGGAAAACCCAAAAGCAAGUCAGUUCUUUCCAGAACAUUCUCAAUACAUUGCAACAGCAGCUAACAAAUAGUCAUAGGACUCCUCAAGCUGCAUUUGCCCAAAAUCUAAUUUCUAGGCUAUGGCAACUAAAACAAAAUCAUCAUAGCUACCAUCACAUGGACACAUUUUUAGGAGAAAUACUUGGUGCUGUGACCUUGGCUGGAAAUGGAAAUCAUUCUCAAUUGAACCAGACCUUUAAGUUUAUUCCCCUCAAGGUUGUGGCUGAGGGAGACGAAUCAGUAAUCGGGCAGAUGCUUAUUGAUGACCAAAAACAAGCAAAAAUGGUGAAGGUACUAUGUAGUGUAAAUCAAAAUGCAUUUUAUGAACAAUUUGCUAAUGUAAUUAUGUCAUAGCUGAGCAACAACUAUUUUAUAAAACAAUAUCGGGGGAUGGAGGAUUCGAACUUAAUUUAUUACUCUCAUUUUUAUCCAUUUGUUUGGAGAUUCCUUGUUAGGCCUCCAGACAUGAAUCGAAUUGGUUAGCUCAAGUGAUAUGGUCUCUUUAUUAUAUUAUAAACACGAGGCAAGGAAAAUCACAAACAGAAGCAUAACUGAUCAUACCUAGAAGAUCCUUUGGGAUUUAGCAGGAUUAAUUAAUUACAGCAUGCAUGUAUAAAUUGUAUAAUGUAAAUAUAAAUAUCCGACGCCACAAUAAAAUACUGGAUCUGUAACGUACUGGACCUCAUACAUAUGUUCAUACAUUGAAUGGAUGUGUGAUACAGAACAUGGGAUUCAGGCUGACUUAAUAUAGAAUUAUUAAUGUCCAUUUAAACUAAUUCUACGACUCACAGCAUGCUGAUUAAUUAAUAUAACAAAUACAAGCCCUAGUUGGUGGGCUUUAAAUUUUAUUUGGCUAAAUAUGUGAUGUACCGGAAAAUUAGAAAAAUAAAGAAGUGGCGUGAAAUUAAGAAGAGUGAUUGGAAAAUAGGUAAUUCACGCAUAAUGAGGUUACUAGCUGCUGCAAUAUCCAAGAAAAUUUGGUUUUGGACUUUUCGGGUUUUUCGGCUAAACUGGGUCCAUUCUCGUCCUACAUCAAUAUGAGAACUGGCUAGUCCUCAAUGCAUGAGUGACCUGCAUAUUGUUCACAUGGACUCGAAACUAAUUCAGCCAAAUGUUGGAAUAUUCAGUCCUAUAUAAAAAUUUCAAAUCUUGAAGUUUGGGGAGAAUAGGUCAAAUGAUUUUAACAAUGUAUGGAGCACGUUCAUUUCAUAAUGAUAAAACCUAGCUAUAACAUAAAUUUUCACAACCACACCAGAAGUCUAGAAGUUCUUUUUUUUUUUUUUUUUCCCAAGUGCAUUGCUUCUCUGCCAACUAAUUAACAUGAAUUACUAUGUAUUAAUUGGUUGGAGGACUGAGAAUCAUGAAUGCUUAACAGCUUCCAUAAAAUCUAUACUUGGGGCCGUCUGGCGGUACUUCUAUGGAAGUGCAUUUGUUCAGUAGCACUUCCACCGGAAGUGCUUUCAUUAAAAGCACAUAAAUUUCUGUUUAAAAUGCAAAUGCUUCCUGUCAAUACACUCAGAAGCCCUUCAUGAAGAAGCAAUGUUUACUAAUGCCUAGACUUGAAUAGUUUAUAGAGGAAAACUGUAACUUAAUUGCUAUAUGUCAUUCUAUGCCUAUUUGCAUAUAGGAAAUAUCAUCCAUAUUAUCAGAAAUUAAAGAGGUAGAAAGAUUCAUUCACAUUCUUAGCCAUAAUGAACUAGGUUCUUUGAGCCCC